GUAGCGAUUUUUGAAUCACUCGCCAAUAGGAGUUCAGAAAGCCCAGGCAGUGAAAUUAGCCUAGUAAAACCGCGCCCUUUUCAGAUUCAAAGUAAAGCGUUACCAUUCUUCUCUUAGCAUUGGAUGUGAGAACAUGAAUAAAAUGGUGCAUGAAAAUAUCGAAGAUCUGUGUAAGCCCGCACUUUACCGCGCUGUGGCAGCAGAAUUUUUCGGAACCCUAUUUUUGGUUUUAUUCGGAUGUGGAGCUAUUGACAACAAUGCCGCCGCUGUAUCCGGUCAAGGUAGUGUUGUACAAAUAGCCCUUACAUUUGGACUUGUUUACGGAUCAAUGGUAUGGUGUUUCAAUCAUGUCAGUGGCGGACAUUUCAACCCAGCAGUCUCCGUCGCCGCAGUGGUAUGCCGACGGGCUUCCGUCGUAAGAGGCCUUUUCUUUAUUCUUGCACAAUUAGUUGGAGCAAUUUCUGGUGCAGGAAUUUUGAGGGGAUUAACCGGCGCUGAUGCUGCAACUAUGGGAGUUACAAAGGUGUCGGAUCUUUUGAUGGAGGCUCAAGCAUUUGGUAUUGAGUUGCUCAUCACAUUUGUGCUUGUGUUCACUGUGCUUGCUUCAACCGAUGACAAGAGGAAUGAUCUUAGCGGAUCCGCUCCCUUGACCAUUGCGCUCGCCGUCGUCGCCGGACAUUUAUUUGCCUUCCGAUACACCAUGGCUAGUAUGAACCCCGCAAGAACCUUUGGGCCAGCUGUCGUACAGAACAUCUGGGUCAACCACUGGGUGUACUGGGUUGGACCAAUCAUUGGAGGCCUUGUUGCUGCCCUAGUGUACGAGUACGUGUUCGCAGCUGGUGCUAGCUUCAGCAGAACCAAGAAAUUCGUUCUCAAGCACAGAAAGCCAUCCGAGAAGCCCAAGAAAACAGGCAACUCUGAAGAGAUGAACAGCAGCAAAGCCGGCUUAAUUGAGACACCAGCAGUGGCGGAGAAUGAAGGUGAUGCGGUUGUUGAGAUGGAAAAGAUUGAGGAGAAGAAGGAGGAAGAAGAAGCACCUGUUGAAGCAAAAGCGGCGGAGUAAUAUAGUCACGUGACACCGUUUGUGGGCGGGAUCAAUCUUGAUAUUGGAACACAGCUUUCAUGACAAACUUUUUUUCUUAAUAGUAUUUUACAACAAAUAAAUAAACAAUAGAAAAUGCGAAAAAAAAAA
This is a messenger RNA of Ruditapes philippinarum (Manila clam), 1192 nucleotides long. RefSeq names its product aquaporin-like. Gene Ontology annotation, molecular function: water channel activity. The record is from RefSeq and is a predicted model, not a curated record. The transcript has 4 exons. Gene Ontology annotation, cellular component: plasma membrane. The coding region runs from base 134 to 1063 and encodes 309 amino acids. NCBI's taxonomy places the organism in Eukaryota, Metazoa, Mollusca, Bivalvia, Venerida, Veneridae. Gene Ontology annotation, biological process: transmembrane transport.